GCCACGUGCCUGUUAUUAAAGUACUUUGAUAACUCUGUCGGUGUCUCCUGGCAGCCGGUGAUUAAGCACACGUGCCGUGCCCUCACUGCUCUUUUACAUCCUCAUCAUCUCAGAGCUCUCGAAACUCCCCCAAGUAUUCUCUUUUGAAGCCCAAACAAACACCACCUCCCUCUCUCUCUCUCUCUCCGCAAUUCACCAAGUAAGAAAGAGUCAUCAUCACCGCCGAAAAAACCCACCAUUAACCGGUCAAAUUUCGCCGGAUAAAAAGCUCCACAAUUUUCUCGCCACCUCUCUCUACACAAUUCACCAAGUACGAAACAGUAAUCAUCACCGCCGAAAAAACCCACCAUUUUCCGGUCAAAGUCCGCCGGAAAAAGCUCCACAGUUUCCUCGUCACCUCUCUCUCUCUCCCUCCCCUUCCCAUGCUUUCCCUUUCGAACCUUCCCUCUCCUGAGACUCACAACAACAAGAAGCCUAAACCCACGGAAACGUUAUCGCUCAAACCCACUAACCAUCCUCGAACAUGCCUCAUCGUCGCGGUCGUCACUCUCCAAAUAAUCCUCCUCUACCACCUCCGCUCCCUCCCCUUCUCUCGCCCCCACUUCUCGUCUCCCUACGCCGCCGUCUCGGUCCCCGCCCCCGCCGCCGUGGAGGAUGAGGAGGACCAAUGCCCUUUCGGUCGAGUAUUCAUUUACGACCUUCCCCAAACUUUCAACCGUGAAAUUCUCGACAAUUGCGACAACUUGAACCCCUGGAGCUCGCGGUGCGACGCCUUGUCGAACGACGGGUUCGGGCAGAGAGCAGCCGCGCUCGCCGGAGUUGUUCCCGAUAAUCUGAUCCCGGCGUGGCACUGGACGGAUCAGUUCGUGACGGAAGUGAUUUUCCACAAUCGGAUUAUCAACCACAAAUGCCGGGUCGCCGAGCCAGAAUCCGCUGCGGCGUUCUACAUCCCCUUCUACGCUGGACUCGCGGUGGGGAAAUAUCUUUGGUCGAAAACCAGCACCGCCAAGGACCGUGAUCGCCACUGCGAGAUGAUGCUAACGUGGCUCAAGGAUCAGCCAUACUAUCGGAGAUCGGGCGGCUGGGAUCACUUCAUCUCGAUGGGGCGUAUCACGUGGGACUUCCGGCGGUCCAAGGACAGGGACUGGGGGUCCAGCUGCAUCUACAUUCCCGGGAUGAGGAACAUCACGCGUCUCCUGAUCGAGCGGAACCCGUGGGACUACUUCGACGUCGGUGUGCCCUACCCCACCGGAUUCCACCCCCGAUCGGAAUCCGACGUCGCCGAGUGGCAGAGCUUCGUGCGCAACCGCCGCCGUUCGACUCUCUUCAGCUUCGCCGGAGCGACACGUGGCGCCUUCAGGAACGACUUCCGCGGUCUCCUGCUGAGUCACUGCCGGAACGAGUCGGACGCGUGCCGAGUCGUGGACUGCGCCGGGACUCGGUGCUCCAACGGCACUACGGCGAUUCUCGAAGGGUUUCUUGACUCGAACUUCUGCUUGCAGCCGAGGGGCGAUAGCUUCACCCGCAGGUCAAUUUUUGACUGCAUGAUCGCCGGUUCGAUCCCUGUUUUUUUCUGGAAGCGGACAGCCUACUACCAGUACGAGUGGUUUUUGCCGGUCGAGCCGGAUAGUUACUCGGUUUACAUAAACCGUCACACGGUGAAAAAUGGCACCUCGGUGAGAAAAGUUCUAGAAAGUUACAGUCAAGAGGAGGUGAAAAAAAUGAGGGACAAAGUUGUCGAGUAUAUUCCAAGAUUAGUGUACGCAGAACCCCGAGAAGGAUUAAAGAAUAUGAAAGACGCAUUUGAUAUUGCCAUUGACGGCGUAUUGAGGAGGUUUAAGGAGCAAGAAGAGAGAGGCUACAAGUGGUAAAUUAAAAUAAAGGAAAUUGCCCAAUUGGUGAUGGGUAAAAAUUUUAAAGCAGUAACAUUAAUAUGGGCUUUCUUUUUUCUUUCCCCAAAUAUUCAUUUUUGUGUCAGCUAAAUUGGUGAGCACGAGGAUUCUGGACUGGGCAAGGGCAGGACUCGGCUGCUUUUACGGGAGAGGCAGUUAUUGGUUAAUAGUUAUUACGGUUGGAAGCAAAGAGAGAAAAAAAAAAAAAAAAAAAAAAGAUAUAUUGGUAUUUCAUACAUGUAAUUCUUCAGUCUCUUCAUUUUAUACAAUUACUGAAAUUCUUAUAGUUACUACCACGAUUUUUGUAUUCUUUUUGUGAGGAUUUAGGACUCUGUAUUUACUGUCUUGGUAGCAAUGGUGGGUAGUUAUAUGGCAACUAAGUGGUGGUCCUUGAGCUCUCCAGUGAUGAGUGGAAGCUAUAUCACUUGUUGUGUGGUCCACAUUACAUCAUAAUGUGGAGAGAUGGGAAGUAAUUGUUGAAGGCAUGGCUUUUUGUUGGGCCAUGGUAUGUGUAAUAGCCAUCAAGAAUUAUGUGAUUAAUUAUGGAGGAAAAAAUUGAAUAA
Molecule: messenger RNA, 2455 nt
Organism: Morus notabilis
Lineage: Eukaryota; Viridiplantae; Streptophyta; Magnoliopsida; Rosales; Moraceae
Product: xyloglucan galactosyltransferase XLT2
Exons: 1
Coding region: 423-1871 (482 amino acids)
Biological process (GO): xyloglucan biosynthetic process
Molecular function (GO): galactosyltransferase activity
Source: RefSeq, a predicted model, not a curated record